GGAACCCUAAGGCGUUGGGGGAUGGUGGUGCGCUAGUGUACAGCUGGGUGCUAAGCACCACUACUGCUACUACUGCUGCUGCUUACUACCCGCUUAACUACACCGGAGACACCUCGUGUUCGCUUUAGUACCCCGGCGGCCAGUCCACGCUGGAGACUGGGAUGUGACUGUAGCGGAUUACAGAGCAGCUCGGUCAGCAGUACACACACACACACACACACACACUCUCUCUCUCUCUCUCUCUCUCUCUCUCUCUCUCUCUCUCUCUGAGACUCUGUGAGAUGUGGAGGCAGCGCCGGCUUUUGACAGAAACUGAGGUGCCUUGCCUGGCCGGGGUGUAAACAUCUUUUCCGCAGCGCAGACAGUCGGCUCGUUGCUCCCCGGAGAUGGGCUGUGUGGAGCUAGCGUAGCCGGGUAACAUAACGGGUUAGCAGGACCGCGCGGCUCAGGCCAGGCCGCUCCUCUCUCCACCGCGCGCGCCACAGUCUCACACAAAGCCAUGGGCCUGAUUGUAGCCAAACUGUGGAGCUUCUUCUGUAAUCAAGAACACAAGGUGAUCAUCGUGGGUCUUGACAAUGCUGGAAAGACGACCAUUCUUUACCAGUUCCUGAUGAAAGAGGUCGUCCACACGUCCCCAACGAUUGGCAGUAACGUUGAAGAGAUCGUUGUGAAGAAUACACACUUCCUAAUGUGGGACAUUGGUGGCCAGGAGAGUCUUCGGUCCUCUUGGAACACCUACUAUUCCAACACCGAGUUCAUAAUCCUGGUAGUGGACAGUACAGAUAGAGAAAGGCUUGCUAUCUCUAAAGAGGAGCUGUACAGAAUGCUGGCACAUGAGGAUUUGCGUAAAGCUGCAGUGUUGAUUUUUGCUAAUAAGCAGGAUAUGAAGGGCUGUAUGUCUGCAGCAGAGAUUUCAAAAUACCUGACCCUCAGCUCCAUCAAAGACCAUCCAUGGCACAUUCAGUCCUGCUGUGCUCUUACAGGAGAAGGGCUGUGCCAGGGCCUGGAGUGGAUGACCUCGAGGGUGGGACUCAGAUAGCCUCCACCACCCUUACAGGACUGGCUUCAUUUACAGCCUUCACCACAAAUAUCUGGCAGCAACUCGGCCUCAUCCUAUUGGCUGCUUUUUUAUUAUUAUUAUUAUUAUUAUUAUUUGAUUUUAAACUUUUAAGCUCAUGAUCAAUGUUCAACCUCUCUGGACACCUACCUCACCUCGGAAUGACCGGAUACUGGUUGAUUGAUUGGACAGACAUCUCAGCUUUUCAGGACAAGUUUAAUCGUGCAGGUGAAAGAAGGGAAACACACAGUAUCUGAAAUGUUACUGCUUACAGAGAGGCAAGAGACUGCGUGCUUUGAACACUAAUUUUUUGGAAAUGUUCUCUGUUCUGGUUUAGGAAUGUUGGGGGCUAUGGUGUAUUUUAUUGGACAACAUAUUUUAGUGGUAAUUUUUUUUCCAAGGUCAAUUCAUGGAUCAGGGAAGUCUGUUGCUUGGUUGGGGGGGAGGGGAGACUUGUAUGGGGUGUCUAACAAAUUCAAAAACCACUACAUUACAUAUCAUGUCGCAUUACCUCAGUUGACAGCACUACAGUCACUCGACCAGCCGUCAUUUACCCAGCCUGGUGCAACUAAUGCAUGACCACUGAAAUGUGGCAUACAGGUUGGGUCAGUAAUAGUGAUUUCUUUUCAUUAAUUUAUGUCCGUUAUUUAAGGUCCUCAAAUGCCUUUUUUUUUUUUUUCCCCUCCCUAGCCAUGUUUGUGCUGUUACAUAAAAUGUGCUGAUUUUCCACACAUCCGUUGUAAUUGCAUUGAGGACUGGUUACUAAUUUGUAUUCCUUAGCUUACGUGAGGAUGAAACAUGGAUUAUGGGUAAACUUGAAAAUCCUGAUUUUAGUGCUAAUUGUAUUUUGUUUUAAUAUUUCAGGUACCAGUUUGUAUUGUUUUUAUACUGGUGAUUUCAUAUGCUGCAUCAAAACACUUUUACUCAGAUUUGUGUGUGUCUCAGGCUGGUGAGCAUUUUCUAAAUCUAUUCUAAAUAAUGGGUGCAAACUGAGAAGCAAUUUCAAAAUAUAGGAGCUCUGUUCAGUUCUACAGUUUUGAACAAUGAAAGUGUUCUUGAACAGAUUCCUCUGUGAUUUUGAAAGAUUGGCUGUACAGAAUGAAACCAUGCAUAUAUGAAAUAUUACCUUUUUUGGAUAGUUGCUGGAACUACCUGUUGUGUGGGAUUAUUCAUGAAAAAAAUGUUUUCCUUUUUUGAAAUUUAUUUGGAACAGAAGUGACAAGGUCUAGAUAUAAAAACAUGUUUUGAACUGAAAUUAAAAUAGGCCUUUGAGUGAGUUGAUUCCACACAGGAACCAGAUGUUUUAUGCUGAUGUUGGAAACCCCAGCCUCAGCCUUUAUAGGAGUUUACAGGUAUGCCUGUGGGAUUAUUAGCAUAAUUGAGGCAUUGAACUGUGCAUUCCUCUGCUUUUAUUUCUUUAACACUUAAAACUAUGCUUGCCUGCUUGAACACCAAAUAGUACAGACCUGGAAACCAGUGAAGCUUUUGCCUCACUAUCGGUAACCAUGGUUUUUGUUAUAUGGUUCCAGCAUAUAUAUGUAUAAUUUUUUUGCUGAAUGGAUUGUGAGGGAAGACAAAAGGGUCAGGGUUCACUAAGUAUGCUGUUGACUCAGAGGCACAGAUUCAUUAAUCUGCAGUUCCACCGAUUCCUCAUUUCAUCAUCAGCCAUUGAUUUCCUAUUCGGUGAAAUCUGACGUGCCAUUUCAGCAUAAGCGGGAGAAAUAUGUAUCAACUUUUAUAUUUCUGUAAUUUUAUAAUAAAUGCUUUUAUUUUGAA
Messenger RNA from Pangasianodon hypophthalmus (striped catfish), 2833 nucleotides. It is a transcript of the gene arl8, whose product is annotated as ADP-ribosylation factor-like 8. Bases 500 to 1039 code for a protein of 179 amino acids. Gene Ontology annotation, molecular function: GTP binding; GTPase activity. Gene Ontology annotation, biological process: protein localization to Golgi membrane; intracellular protein transport; vesicle-mediated transport. NCBI's taxonomy places the organism in Eukaryota, Metazoa, Chordata, Actinopteri, Siluriformes, Pangasiidae. Gene Ontology annotation, cellular component: cytoplasm; trans-Golgi network. The transcript has 7 exons. The record is from RefSeq and is a predicted model, not a curated record.